Messenger RNA from Columba livia (rock pigeon), 2936 nucleotides. RefSeq names its product F2R like trypsin receptor 1 (gene F2RL1). Gene Ontology annotation, molecular function: thrombin-activated receptor activity. The transcript has 2 exons. The coding region runs from base 614 to 1789 and encodes 391 amino acids. Lineage: Eukaryota; Metazoa; Chordata; Aves; Columbiformes; Columbidae. Gene Ontology annotation, cellular component: plasma membrane. Gene Ontology annotation, biological process: positive regulation of Rho protein signal transduction; phospholipase C-activating G protein-coupled receptor signaling pathway; blood coagulation. The record is from RefSeq and is a predicted model, not a curated record.
CAGAGUAACACUGUCCCGCAACACACUCCUCCAGCCCUCUUCCUCGCCAGCUUGGCCCCGACCCCAGCCCAUGUGUCCCAGAAGGAUCCUGCUCUGCUCCAGCAGCAGGUCGGCGCGAACCACGACAAACUCCUGGCUGCUCAAACAGGACGCCGCGGAUUUACCCAGCUGCAAGAUGAUGACAGAGCAUCUGCCGUGGGUCAGAGCCGCACCCGCCCUCCGGCCGCGCUCCCACCGUCAGGCGUGGAGUCAGGUGGCCACCGGAGGGCCAACCUGAGAGUGAAGGAGGGAGAACGGAGACCCUCGGCACCUGCUGUGCCACGGAGCGGGAACACUGGCGGCGAGACCAACAGCCGCAUCGAGAGGGUAACGGAUGCCUGCGCCAUUUCGAGGCGAUCGCAGCGCACCCGCUGGCAAGCGUUACCCUGCCAUUUUAGGGGCAGCCCCACAGCCCUUCGGGGGUGGGGGAUGUGGCUUGUGGCCUGGCUCGGCUCCGCCCGCCGCCAGGCUGGUGUUGGCCAGACCGCGCCUUCCUCCCCCUCCUGGUUCAGGUAUCAGGUGAAACUGGUCAGGCGUGCGUGAGAGGCGGCGGUGCUCGGAGCGCUGCGGGAGGAUGGCUGGGCGUCGUGGGCUGUGCCUGCUGCUGUUGCUCUGUACGUUUUUGGGACCCACCACUCCUGCAGAGAAUAGAGGAACCAGCAGUUCAAAAGGAAGAAGUUUUGCUGGCCAGAAAGUUUCAAAUACAAAUAAUGCCUCUGAAGAGUUAUAUGAAGUGGAUGAGUUUGCAGCAAAAGUCCUCACAGGAAAGCUGACUACAGUUUUUCUUCCAAUUGUCUAUGUCAUUGUUUUUAUCAUUGGUUUGCCAAGCAAUGCCCUGGCUCUCUGGGUCUUUUUUUUCCGAACAAAGAAGAAACAUCCAGCUGUGAUUUAUAUGGUUAACUUGGCAUUGGCAGACCUUCUUUUUGUUGUUUGGUUCCCACUGAAGAUUGCAUACCAUGUAAAUGGCAAUAACUGGCUAUUCGGUGAAGGUCUCUGCAAAGUACUUGUUGGAUUUUUCUAUGGAAAUAUGUACUGUUCCAUUCUCUUUAUGACAUGUCUCAGUGUGCAGCGGUAUUGGGUUGUAGUGAACCCCAUAGUGCAUUCAAGAAAGAAAUCUGAAAUCGCCCUGGGCAUCUCCCUUGCUAUCUGGAUUCUGAUUUUGUUGGGCACCAUUCCAUUGUAUCUUGUUAAUCAGACGGUAUAUAUUUCAAAUCUUAACAUCACUACCUGCCAUGAUGUGUUGCCUGAAAAUGUUUUGGCUCAUGAUAUGUUCAAUUAUUUCCUCUCACUUGCGAUUGGACUCUUCUUAAUCCCAGCUCUCCUCACUGCUGUUGCUUACAUACUAAUGAUUAAGACUCUGAAUGCUUCUAUCUCAGAUGUAAGCACUGGGAAGAAAAGAAAGAGAGCAAUCAAACUCAUUAUUGCUGUCCUGUCCAUGUAUCUUAUCUGUUUCACACCUAGCAAUGUGCUGCUUGUUGUGCAUUAUUUGCUCCUCAAAACCUACAGCCAGAGCUAUCUGUAUGUGUCGUACAUAACUGCACUGUGUCUUUCUACUUUGAACAGUUGUAUUGAUCCAUUUAUCUAUUACUAUAUUUCAAAAGACUUCAGAGACAACCUCAAAAAUGCUCUUCUUUGUCGAAGCGUGCGAACUACACGGAGAAUGCAAGUGUCUCUCUCAUCAGGCAGAUACCCCAGGAAAUCAAGUUCUUACUCUUCAAACUCCAAUGGGACCACUAAAUCAACCUACUGAGUUUAAUCUUAGAAAAGUGAACUUUUAUUACUACUGCUGAAAGGAUGGAAGUGACAAGAGAGUUACUUUGUACAAGCAGAGACUUCAGACUCUCUUCUCUUUUUAAUCACAUUGAAGCUUGGAUUUCAGAACUGGCAGCUGCUUAUGCUGUGUAGAAAUCAUAAGCAGACAAAUCUUCCUUGCUAGACUGGAGAAAAAUAAUCAUGACAUUUCAGAUGCUCUGCAAGAAUGGAAGAGCGUUGUGGUUGAAGACAUUUUUGUUUAAUAUUGAAGCUGUUAGAAAGAAAAAUGUUACAGGAAUGUUAUGUAGUAUUGCUAGAAUACAGGGUAUUUCAAAAAGAUGUACCUAAUUUCAAUGGAGUAUAUUUUGUGAUGGCAAUACUUUACAAUUACACAAAAAAUUAGGCAUCUAGUGGUAAUAAUUUGAAACUGUGCCCCGCUCUUUCAAGUGAUAAGAGUUUCAUUCAUGGGCAGUUUGUGGUUGCAGGGAUAUCGGUUGAUCUUUUUGAAACACCCUGUGUACCUCUGCAACUGUAAACUGCCCAUGAUUGAAACUCUUACCACUUGGGAGCAUAGAACAUUCAUAAAAAGAUUACUAAAACUUUGUAAAUUUUUGUGUAAUUGUAACAAGUUGCCAUUGUGAAAUAUACUGUUUUGAAAUUGGAUCCAUCUUUUUGAAACACCCUGUGUUUAAUUAACAGAGAAAUCUGUUUUGUUUCGCUUUAACUGUAAUGUAUUAAACAGCUGAACAGAUUGUGUAUGUAGGACCUUGCUCUAUGUACCUGCUCACAGUGAACAUUAUUUGAAACCAUAAAGAGAAGCAAAGGAGGAUCCAUUUCACCAUCUUGGUGUAGACUGUUUAUUAUCUUUAGUAUAAUACAGUUUUAUAUUGCUUUCAAAGUUGCCAAUGCCGUAAAUACUAACAUGUCAGAAGCCUGUAAGGUUAUCCUGUUGAAUUGACAGGCUGAACUUGUCACCUAGCACUGAGAUAAAAUAUUAGUUGAGAUUAUACACUGUUACUUAAUACUUGCCAGUACAUGAUUUGAAGUGGGGAUAUUUAACAAAGUUUUGAUGAAUAGCUAUUUGAUUUUUAUAUAAUGUGCCUUGUAUUUUUUAAGAUAUCUAAAUAAGAUUUUUUUUAAUGUAA